GAAAGAAGCAAAUAUGUCGGACGAUAAAGACAUGGAGAAUCCAAGUGACGAGGAUAUUGAUGAGGAUGAACUCCUCGCUAUGCUUUCACCUGACGAGCUUAGGGAGCUCCAGAGUGAGAUGGAUGUUAUUAUUGCCCCUGAUGAGAGGGUACCGGUGGGACAGAGACAGAAGGACCAGACGGAGAAGCCUCCGACGGGGACGUUCGACCACAGAUCCUUAGUUGAUUACCUCUACUGGGAGAAAGAGUCCAAACGUAUGCUUGAGGAAGAAAGAGUGCCUGCUACCCUGCUUCCCAGUGAGAAAACUUUGAGGGAGGAAACUGAAAAGAAAGACGAAGAAGAAGAUGUUGAAUAUGAAGUUAUAGAGGAAGUCAUUGAGGAAGAAGCCUUAGAUGGUGUAGACGGAGAGGAAAUUAUAGAGGAGAUCAUUGAGGAAAUUGUUGAAGAGAUUGACGAAAAGGACGAAGGGGUGGAUGUGAAAGAUGAACAAGAAGUGAAGUCACCUGUGACCACGCACAAACAUGUGGAUGUUUCAGAUGCAAGCACUGAAAAAAUACCAGAAAACAAUACAGAUGACAAACAGCCCGUUUCAGAUACAAAGAAGAAUGAGAAUUCAGACCCAAAACACAGCACAUCACAAGUUGAAGAGAAAGAGGAAAUUAAAACCACAGAAUCUUCGCUUCCCAAAGAAGCUCCAGAGGAGCCAAAGAUAAAUGACACCGAUGAUAAGCCCCCUCCAAAAGAAGAGAGAAAAAUUAACAAAUUGAAUAUUCCUAAGCUGUCACUCAAUAACAUAAAAAUGACAUCAAGACCUUCAGGAAAUGAGACAAACUUGGAGUCGACACUCGACAAAAUCCGCAACAACAACCCCUCUGUUACUGAGAUAAACCUCAACAACAUUGAAAACAUUCCCAAAGAGAUGCUCCUGGACUACGUCAACACCUUGAAGAAGAACAAACACGUAAAAACCUUCAGCAUAGCCAACACCGGAGUUGAUGAAAACAUAGCGUUCAACCUGGCCAACAUGUUACGAGAGAAUCGCAGCAUCACGACUUUGAAUAUCGAGUCCAACUUCAUAACCGGAAAGGGCAUCGUCGCCAUCAUCCGCUGCCUCCAGUUCAACGAGACUCUCACAGAGCUGCGUUUUCACAACCAGAGGCACAUGCUGGGUCACCACGCCGAGAUGGAGAUCUCACGCCUGCUCAAAGCCAACAACACCCUCUUGAAGAUGGGCUACCACUUUGAGCAGCCGGGGCCGAGGAUGGUGGUGACCAACCUUUUAACCAGGAAUCUGGACCGCCAGAGGCAGCUGAGGAAGGAGGAGCAGAGGCAGCAGCAAGCGAAGGAGCAGAGGGAGCUGAUGCAGAUGUAUGAGAACAGUCUAAACCUGCCUCCUGGUUUACUGGAGAUGCUCGGGUACGUACCGCCUCUAGAACUCCUCCAGGAGCAUGGGCUCGUCCCCCCCUCCUCAGAUGUGAGCACUGCACCUCAAACACAUCAACAGAAAGAAAAACCAGAGCCUCAGAGGAAGCUUAAACACAAGAGCGUGCCCAAACAACCCAGCGCCGCCGAACCGGCAAACGCACUGAAGGACGUCCAGCUGAAGAGGACACCCAAGAAACGCGAUCCUUUUCUGGACCUGGACCCGAGGGAUAAUAAGGGACCAGAAAGGGCAAGUUUCCAACUGAGGAAGACUCCCAAAGCAAAGAAUGUCAGCAGUGGGGAGGUGGCGGAUGAAAGAGCAAACCUGAGUGACGUCAUUAAGACUUUGAAGCCCAUCCCUCGCAGACGACAGCCACCUAAAGUUGAUCUUACACCCCGUGAUCAGCUCCUGAGUGACAUCAAAAAGAGUAACGUGGCCUAUCUCAAAUCUGUGCCGCUCCCUAAAGUCCUGGAAUCAAGUGAAACGAGUCUCCUCUGAGGUGCCAACUUGAGCUGUUUGUUCUCCUCACCAGACUGUAUGUUUAUUUUACACAUAUUCUCAAAUGAACUGUGCAAAGCAAGAGUGAAGCAGACUUUCACACAUAAGAGAUAUCGGGUGUUUGGUGUUGCUCUCUUGUGUUAAUACACUCUUUAGAUAUUCGUUACGAUAUUUUCAUCAUUUGCUAUUGCCAUCGCUCAUAUAUUUCUAAUCAUUUUGUGCUAGAAACCAGAUCUUUUAAAGUACGUUUGUUUGAUUAAAAGUUAGCUGAUUUUAUUUUAGAGAAAACUUGUUCCAUAUAUUUGCAUUUUGCUAUAAAAAAAUCUUUCACACUUUACCCGGGGAAUGUUUUUUCUUUCUUCUGCUGUUAUUAAAAUGGAAUAGCUCUCAGUGUUAAACAAAUAGGAUCCCCAGUGAAUCAUUGCAGUUACUCCCAGUUCUUCAAGGUGCACAAAAAAGACAAAUUACAUAAAUGGAGAUGAGUCAGAGUCCUGAGAAACUGUUGUGAUGCAGAUAAUUAGUCUGAACCAAUGACAGUAUGUACAAUCCUGGAGGGGAUGUUAAUUAGUUCGCUAUUCAGUAGUUUAAAUAAGCAUUUCAUUUGUUUCAGGAAUAGCCUGCAAUUUGUUUCACAGAAAUAUUAAACUUAAAAAAGACAAAAACCUGAUUUUGCGAUAAAUUAGUAGGAUCUAUAUAUUCACACUGAGUCUCAGUUGGGAAAAGAUGGCAACAUGAAUCAGGUUAUCUUUAUUUUUAUAGAGGACAGCCAUGUUUCACUUCCAGUUCUGUGACUUCAUUAUCACUUUUCAAGAAUGAAAAAAAGUCACAUAAAAACAUCGAGAAUAUAUAAUAAUAUAACAUAAACAAUCUUUGUAACCCGCCAUUUGUGAAGGUAGCAUGCACAAACUGCAGUUAGUGUGCACGUGUGGAAACGUAACAGGAAAACAGCUGCUCUUACUAUCAGGAGUAACAGUAGAAAAUGAACAACUGACAUUAUAGAUGACAGAUUAAUUCA
Messenger RNA from Plectropomus leopardus (leopard coralgrouper), 2936 nucleotides. RefSeq names its product leiomodin 3 (fetal) (gene lmod3). Gene Ontology annotation, biological process: pointed-end actin filament capping; myofibril assembly; actin filament organization. The record is from RefSeq and is a predicted model, not a curated record. NCBI's taxonomy places the organism in Eukaryota, Metazoa, Chordata, Actinopteri, Perciformes, Serranidae. Gene Ontology annotation, molecular function: tropomyosin binding. Gene Ontology annotation, cellular component: striated muscle thin filament; myofibril; cytoskeleton.